Molecule: messenger RNA, 1491 nt
Organism: Cladophialophora bantiana CBS 173.52
Lineage: Eukaryota; Fungi; Ascomycota; Eurotiomycetes; Chaetothyriales; Herpotrichiellaceae
Exons: 8
Coding region: 1-1491 (496 amino acids)
Source: RefSeq, a predicted model, not a curated record
AUGGGCGAGAAACUUCUACCUUGGCCUGAAGCACAUGUCUCCCCUUCAACGCUGGCGUUGCAGCAACCGAUCGAGGAAGCCCAGAGUGCCUUUGACAAGGCGGCCCCGCGAAUCUUCAGCCCAGCCACCUCGGGGUAUUUUCGCGUCCAGGUGGGAGAGGUCGACGACACAGGGCUCAGAAGCUGCGUGCUCGAGAAUGACUGCGCGGUGGCUGAAUACCUCAAUACUUCACACGACAUCGACAAGACCGAGAGCCCUGUUUCCUUCCCCGGGGCCGUGCCAUCAUCGCCGAAAUCUACAUUCUUUCUCCUGAAUCCCACGUUCGGCUGGGGACGGCUGAUGCUGUCGGAGACGAGCAUGCGCUCCAUACUGCGACAUGUCCACGCGUUUCCCGCCUUCCUGAAACAUUUGACCGCGUUCGGCGAGAAAGGGUUUGCUCGAGACGAAGGCUUCGCCGCAUAUGACAUCCAGGAGCACUUCAACGGCCUUCACGAACGUCAGGGCCUAGAAACUUGCUUUCUGUGGAAGUAUAUACAGCAUGAUGACGGGACUGCCCAACACCCAUGGACCAUUCGUCAGGCCCUCGUCUAUCAGAACUUCUCGUGCACAACGCAGACGAGCACAAAUAUACUCAUCAGGGCGCCUCUCCAGGUGACGAAUCUCCUGAAGCACAAUUUCAACACCUCUGCAGAGUCUCGAGCAUCGACAGUGGCAGAGUGGCUGGGAGUGCAAAAGGUCUGCAUAUCGUGCGGGACAGAGGAGUGGCGGCAGGCUUUAAACUAUUAUGACGAGCAGAUAACCAAGCUGUUCGAUGAGCUGGUUAUGUUUUCAAUCGAGACCGAGACGGCCGGCGAUUCCAAAAAGGUUCAACAAUGCGUAAGUUCCAUGAAGGAACUUACGCACCUCGUAGACCAGCUGUUGAGAAUAUCGCACAUGCUGGGCCUGAACUCUAGGAUCAUACACUCCAUGAUGGACGCCGCGCGCAGGUACGAGAGUGCAGAGCGUCGCGAUGCGUUUCUUAUCUUCGCCGAAACCGUGCAGCUUCAGUAUGACUUUCUCCGACAAUUGACAGAGUCAUUGUUGGCGCGUGGAAACAACUUGUCACGCCAGUUGCGGGAUAUCAUUGCUUUCCGAAACUCGGAGCUCAACAACAGAAUCGCAAAUGCGACAAGCACUAGCACAGGGGCAGUGGUAGAACUUACGCUGAAAAGCUCUCACGAAGCCCGUAUAGUCAAGGUGCUCACAGUGGUGGCCUUGAUAUACGUGCCCGCCUCAUUCGCUGCUGACUUUUUGCAGAUGGGUUACGUCUCGGUGGACGAAGACAGAAAUUUCCACAUCGUGGCAAGCAUGGACGUGUGGCUCUGGGUCAUUAUAGCCUUCCCACUGAUCCUACUCGCUCUCUCGGUCCUGUUUAUCUGCGAAAUUCUGGGAAGGAGGAAAGUCGGCAGGGCAGCGAAUCCAAACACAACCGUCUUCACUAACAUCGUCUGA